Molecule: messenger RNA, 6128 nt
Organism: Corapipo altera (White-ruffed manakin)
Lineage: Eukaryota; Metazoa; Chordata; Aves; Passeriformes; Pipridae
Gene: MTR
Product: 5-methyltetrahydrofolate-homocysteine methyltransferase
Exons: 33
Coding region: 2326-6036 (1236 amino acids)
Biological process (GO): pteridine-containing compound metabolic process
Molecular function (GO): zinc ion binding; methionine synthase activity; cobalamin binding
Source: RefSeq, a predicted model, not a curated record
AAGUGCAUAAAUAAUAAAAAAGCAACACCUUUGAGAAUCAACACCUUUUGAGAAUCAUUUCAGGCAUCAGAAAAAUGUAUUUUUGAGGAAUUUGCAACCUUUGAAGUCCUGUUUCUUGUGGAGAACAUGCAUUUAUCCCUUUAAUUUUUCAUAUAUGGCCUGUGUAUCAUUGGAUCAGGAUAAGGAGAUGAAUGAACAUCAUCUACCGUGCUCCUUGACUGUUUAAUUGCUAUGUUUUGAAAAAUGGAAGGUUACAUGCAGUUGUGCAAAGUUUAUAAUUGUUAGUGAAUGACCGUAGGGGUGAAAAGCUUUACCAGAGACACCUUGUGCGCUAUGCAAAUUUACUUGGAAAGAUCUACAAGGAGUAAAAGUUCUUGUAGCUCAGAUAAUUUUCUUUUGCAGAUGAGUAAUCCCCUUGUUCAUGUGAUCUCAAGCCAGAGCACUUACCUUGGGAAAGUGAAGCAGGGUUCUGUAUCCCACUGACUUUCAGGCCAGUGCUGUUGGGACGUUUUUGUUCAUUUGGUAUGAUCUGCUGUUUGGUAUGGUUCCAGCCCUAGAGCACUCUGUGUUGUAUUUUAAGUUUCAGAAGAGUGUAAAAUCAAGGUAAUUGGUCCUAGGUCCUGUUAUUUUUAAUCGUUUUUUUGCCUCAGCAAAGGUAGAAUCAGGGUUUGUAAACAAAAACAACAAAAAACCAAAAGGCUGACCUGAUUUUUCCCAAUUUAGGAAUUUCUCCAGACCUUUUUUCAUUCGUUUUGUAACAAACUCUUGCACCUUGUUUGCUGGAGAGGGGAAUUACGUGAGUUGAAUGUUGAAUUAAGAUGAUGGUGUGCUUUUUUGCAGACCUGACUCCCAGCCUCCUCCCUGCUUCCUCCCUGCUUUUCUUCCAAGGGCAGAGUUCAGCACUUCCUAGCAUGGCUUUAUGAAUCAAUCUUCUUUGAAUUCUGGGGUGUUUUUUGACCUGUCUGUAGACUUAGUUUCCGACUUGAAAACUGUAUCAUAAGUGUGCCAGAGCACGACUCAAGUAGUGCAGGCUCCUGACGGAAGAAGAGUGGAGUGUUAUCUAUAGCAAGGACAAGUAAUUUGAGUUUUGGUUAGCUUGGAGCUAUGCCAUCCAUCUGUAAAACAUAGGCUCUGCAUAUCUCUGGUGCUGAUGGCUGCCUUCAUGAUUCCUGCCCUAUUUCCUGCAGCUUUUUGAGAUGCUGAUGAAGAAGCACAGGUUUGGGAAACUUCUAAGUUUGCAGUGAUGAGGCAGAGAUCUGUGCUCCUGUGAGCAGAAAACCAUGCACCAAAGCAGGAUCCGUUCAGCAAGGCAAGCUGUAGAGAAAGCAGAAUGGACUAGAUGAGGUGCAGGAUUACAACCAAAGGGUAGAUCUUUGCUUCCCUGUGUCUAUGAGAAGAUAGUUAGGAAGCAUGUAGGUAAAAGGAAUAGAAGCCUCUAGAAAGCAGGACUUGUUCUGGGAGGGCUCUGAUAGCCCAUCUCAGCUGCAGCUCUCGAGGCCAAGGAGUUGACUUAAAAGGCUCAUUAAAGCAGCAGCAAGCUCUAAUGUAUGUGUGUGUCUCAUCGGGCUGUAGCUCUUGCAAAGCACGAGUUAUGCGCCAUGGGAGCCUGCAUUGCAGACCUGCUUUGAGAUAUGAUUUUUUGUGUCUUGCUUCUAAAAGCCUUUAGCUCAAGGACCAAUUUUAUUUUCAUGAAUAAUUUGAUGGUUUAACGUGAGUAGGUUUAAGCUCUUGUGUAAGAACCUGCUGAGCCUGCCUGUGUGGUGUUAAAACUUUCAACUUGAAAUGAGGGUGGCUUGCUUUUUAGUAUUUUAAUCUCCCUUCAAAUGCUUCAUAUUUGUUAGAGAGCAAAUUUUGUUUGGCUUCUCUUCAUGCUGAGACUUUAUCUGAUUUAGAGCUGUUUUCCAGAGUAUUGGUAUACAUGUAACCUUGUAAUGCUUUCCUCUUAGCCUCAGCUUCUCUUCAUCACAUUGUUUUUUAACCGUACUGUUGCCAAAACAGAAGUUGCAUUGCAAGAAUGCAAAAAGAAAAAAGUCAAAUCAGUUAGCAUUUGCCAGUGAUUUUUAAGUACUGCUGUGUGCAGUACUAGGUUGUACUUAAGUUGUAAUGAGAUAUAAGGAUAUUUUUGUGCCUCAGAAAUCAUUAGUUUUUUACAAGGCUUUUGGUGAUAGUUCAUAACCAGAAAGCAAUACAGGUCUUUACUUAGAGUCAGCCCAAGCUGAAUGAAGGAGACAGAUAAAGAAUAGCACAUCAUUCAUCUACGUGUUUGUGAAAGAUCCCCAGAAAAGUGUGGAAGAUGAAAUUGAAUCCAUUCUGCAGGAGCGAAUAAUGGUUUUGGAUGGAGGCAUGGGGACCAUGAUUCAGCAACGUGCCCUGUCAGAAGAGGAUUUCCGAGGGCAUGAGUUUAAAGAUCAUUCCAGGCCUUUAAAAGGCAAUAAUGACCUUCUUAGUAUAACUCAACCUGAUAUAAUCUGUGACAUACACAAGGAAUACUUGCUGUCAGGCGCUGACAUCAUUGAAACUAACACUUUCAGCAGCACCCGAGUUGCACAGGCUGACUAUGGCCUUGAGCAUUUGGCAUAUCGGUUAAACAGAGUCUCUGCACAGGUAGCCAGAAAAGCAGCGGACACUGUAACUGCUCAGACAGGAAUUAGGAGAUAUGUUGCUGGAGCCAUGGGUCCAACAAACAGGACACUCUCUGUGUCACCAUCUGUGGAGAGACCAGAUUACAGGAACAUAACUUUUGAUGAACUGGUCGAAGCCUAUAAGGAACAAGCCAAAGGACUUUUGGAUGGAGGAGUUGAUAUCUUGUUAGUGGAAACCAUAUUUGAUACCGCCAAUGCUAAGGCAGCUCUUUUUGCACUCCAGAUGUUGUUUGAAGAAGAAUAUGCUCCCCGACCCAUAUUUGUUUCUGGAACCAUUGUGGAUAAGAGUGGGCGUACCCUCUCAGGCCAGACAGGAGAGGCAUUUGUCAUUAGUGUUUCCCACAGUAAGCCACUUUGUAUUGGCUUAAAUUGUGCUUUAGGGGCAGUUGAAAUGCGUCCAUUCAUUGAAACAAUUGGAAAAUGUACCCCAGCCUACAUCAUCUGUUACCCCAACGCAGGUCUCCCCAAUACUUUUGGUGGUUAUGAUGAAACUCCAGAAGUGACUGCCAAGCACAUAAAGACUUUUGCGUUGGAUGGUUUGGUCAACAUAGUUGGAGGUUGCUGUGGUACUACACCAGCACAUAUCAGGAAAAUUGCUGAAGCUGUGAAAUUCUGUAAGCCUCGUGUUCCACCUUCUCUCUCUCAAGGAUACAUGCUGCUGUCAGGUCUGGAGCCAUUCAGGAUUGGACCAUACACCAACUUUGUUAAUAUUGGCGAACGCUGCAAUGUUGCAGGAUCACGGAAGUUUGCUAAACUCAUCAUGGCAGGCAACUAUGAAGAAGCCCUAGGUGUAGCCAAACUGCAAGUUGAGAUGGGGGCCCAGAUUCUUGACAUCAAUAUGGAUGAUGGGAUGCUGGAUGGCCCUGCUGCAAUGACCAGAUUUUGUAACUUGAUUUCUUCAGAACCUGAUAUUGCAAAGGUGCCACUGUGCAUUGACUCCUCGAAUUUUUCAGUGAUUGAAGCAGGUUUGAAGUGUUGCCAAGGGAAAUGCAUUGUAAAUAGCAUCAGCCUGAAGGAAGGUGAGGAAGACUUUUUGGAGAAAGCAAGGAAAAUUAAAUUAUAUGGAGCAGCCGUGGUUGUUAUGGCUUUUGAUGAAGUGGGGCAGGCAACAGAAACAGAAACCAAGAUUGCAAUCUGUUCCAGAGCUUAUCAUCUCCUUGUGGAAAAAGUGCACUUCAAUCCAAAUGAUAUAAUAUUUGACCCUAAUAUCUUGACCAUAGGAACUGGAAUGGAAGAACAUAACCUUUAUGCCAUAAAUUUCAUCAAUGCUACUAAAACCAUAAAAGAAACACUGCCAGGAGCCAGGAUAAGUGGAGGUCUUUCCAAUCUGUCUUUCUCCUUUCGUGGAAUGGAUGCCAUUCGAGAAGCAAUGCAUGGAGUGUUCCUUUACCAUGCAAUUAAGUAUGGCAUGGACAUGGGAAUUGUGAAUGCUGGGAGUCUGCCGGUGUAUGAUGAUAUCCACAAGGAAUUACUACAGCUGUGUGAGAAUCUAAUCUGGAACAAAGAUCCUGAUGCAACAGAGAAACUUUUACAUUAUGCUCAGAAUCAUGCCCAAGGAGGAAAGAAAGUUGUACAGACUGAUGAGUGGCGUAAAAGCUCUGUGGAGGAAAGGCUGGAAUAUGCUCUCAUAAAGGGCAUUGAGAAGUAUGUCACUGCAGAUACAGAAGAAGCAAGAUUAAAUCAGGAAAAAUAUCCUAGACCUCUAAACGUAAUUGAAGGACCUUUGAUGAAUGGCAUGAAAAUUGUUGGUGAUCUUUUUGGUGCUGGGAAGAUGUUUUUGCCUCAGGUGAUAAAGUCUGCUCGAGUUAUGAAGAAAGCAGUUGGCCACCUUAUUCCCUAUAUGGAAAAAGAAAGAGAGGAAAGGAGAGCCAAACGAGGCAGCAUAGAGGAAGAGGAUCCUUAUCAGGGUACAAUAGUAUUAGCAACUGUGAAAGGAGACGUACAUGACAUUGGCAAGAACAUUGUGGGAGUUGUUCUGGGCUGCAACAACUUCAGAGUUAUUGAUUUAGGAGUUAUGACUCCAUGUGAUAAGAUAUUGAGAGCUGCUGUUGAGAACAAAGCAGAUAUAAUUGGCCUGUCUGGUCUCAUCACCCCAUCUUUGGAUGAGAUGAUUUUUGUCGCUAAGGAAAUGGAGAGAUUGGCAAUAAAGAUUCCUUUGCUGAUUGGAGGAGCAACUACUUCUAAAACACACACAGCUGUUAAAAUUGCCCCACGAUAUAGCGCACCUGUAAUUCAUGUCCUGGAUGCAUCCAAGAGUGUUGUGGUUUGCUCCCAGCUCUUAGACAGUAGUGUAAAGGAUGAUUUCUUUGAAGAAAUAUUAGAGGAAUAUGAAGAAAUUAGACAAGAACAUUAUGAGUCUCUCAAGGAAAGAAGAUACUUGUCUCUACAGCAAGCUAGAAGAAAAGGUUUCCAUAAUGACUGGUUAUCAGGCCAUAAACCAGUUAAACCAAAAUUCAUCGGCACAAAAGUCUUUGAAGAUUAUGACCUGAAGAGGCUGGUAGAAUACAUUGACUGGAAGCCCUUCUUUGAUGUCUGGCAGCUUAGGGGAAAAUAUCCCAACCGGAGUUUUCCUAAGAUCUUUAGUGAUAAAACCGUGGGUGAAGAAGCAAGGAGAGUUUAUAAUGAUGCGCAAGAUCUACUGAAAACAUUGAUUAAUCAAAAGAAAUUACAAGCCAGAGGUGUGGUUGGGUUCUGGCCAGCUCGAAGUGUUCAGGAUGAUAUCCACUUAUAUGCUGUGGAAGAGGCAGUGGGAUCUUCAGAACCAAUAGCAAAAUUUUAUGGCUUGAGGCAACAGGCUGAAAAGGACUCUGCCUGCACAGAUCCAUAUUACUGCCUCUCUGACUUUAUAGCACCGAUGGACUCUGGCAUUUGUGAUUACUUAGGCCUGUUUGCUGUGGCCUGCUUUGGUGUAGAUGAGUUAUGCAAUGAAUUUAGGAAACAGGAUGAUGAAUACAACAUCAUAAUGGUAAAGGCUCUCGGCGAUCGGUUGGCAGAGGCAUUUGCUGAGGAGCUCCAUGAAAGGGUUCGAAGGGAAUUCUGGGCUUACAGUAGUACUGAGCAGCUCAAUCUCUCUGACCUACGCAGAAUUAAAUAUGAGGGAAUUCGCCCUGCCCCUGGAUAUCCAAGCCAGCCUGACCAUACAGAAAAACUCACCAUGUGGAAACUUGCAAACAUUGAGGAAACAACAGGAAUUGGUUUAACGGAAUCACUAGCAAUGGUACCUGCUUCUGCAGUUUCUGGCCUCUACUUUUCCAGUCCCAAUUCCAAAUAUUUUGCUGUUGGAAAGAUAUGUAAAGAUCAGGUUGAAGAUUAUGCACUGAGAAAAAAAUUGUCUGUUGCAGAAGUGGAGAAAUGGCUUGGACCCGUUUUGGGAUAUGAUACUGAACAACUGUGAUACUUGUGGGUGAACUUUUUUUUGUGAUGGUCCAUUUGCCAGAAGAAACAAGAAAAGACUUCCCACUGAAAACAGCUUUCUUCCAUCCAUCC